Messenger RNA from Selaginella moellendorffii, 1384 nucleotides. Its product is annotated as BRCA1-associated protein. Gene Ontology annotation, cellular component: cytoplasm. Bases 20 to 1282 code for a protein of 420 amino acids. The record is from RefSeq and is a predicted model, not a curated record. Gene Ontology annotation, molecular function: zinc ion binding; ubiquitin protein ligase activity. NCBI's taxonomy places the organism in Eukaryota, Viridiplantae, Streptophyta, Lycopodiopsida, Selaginellales, Selaginellaceae. The transcript is spliced from 12 exons. Gene Ontology annotation, biological process: Ras protein signal transduction; protein ubiquitination.
UCAAAGUAUUUGGGACAAAAUGUUUACUCUCAGGGUUUUCCUGGAGGGAGAGGAGAAGCCGCGCUGCGAUGGCGAGGAGGAGAUCGAGCAGCGCGUAGCAAUCUUUCGAGGCGCUGUGCAUCUCUUUCGCGAUGUUUUCGAGAGACCUGGCAUUUCCUUUGGCAGCCUGCCGUUCGUGUGGCAGGACGAGCGCAGCGAGAAUCUGUGCGUCCUUGGCGUCCCCAGCGCGAUCGAGCCCGCUGAAUUCUUCCAGAUUGCGAGCUCUUUCUCGGACAAGAUCGAAAAACUCCAAUGCAUCAGGAAUGAUACAAGCCAGACUAUGGUGCUCCAAUUCGACUCUCAAAGCUCCGCUGAUGCGUUCUACCAUUCUUUCGAUGUGGAUCUUCUUCCAUUGAAGAAUGCCAUUUGCCACGUACUAUACACAACGGAUGUCUACUUCACGAAUUCCUUACAAGACGCAUGCGAAGCUCCUCCUGGAUUGACAGAAAUCCCGACUUGCACAUUUUGUCUCCAGCGGCUUGACGAGCACAUAAGCGGCGUUCCUGCGAGAAAAGUUGACUCUUUUGAUCCGCGAAACUCCUCUUGCUUAGUCUGCUGGUACAGUCUUCAAUCGGAGAAUACGACGUGCUCCGUUUGUCCCACGAGUGAGAACCUUUGGGUCUGUGUGAUAUGCGGUUUCGUAGGCUGCGGAAGGUACAAGGAAGGCCACGCUAUAAGGCACUGGAAGGAGACCAGGCACUGCUGUUCGCUAGAGCUCGAGAGCCAGAGAGUGUGGGACUACGUGGGGGACAACUACGUACACCGCUUUAUCCUGUCUAAAACAGAUGGAAACUUGAUGGAGCUAAUGGCUCCCUCGAGCGAUGAAUGCAGCGGCUGUGAGUGUAGCGGUGGUUCUGACGCGUUUGAACGUUCGUGCGACACCAAGCUCGACAGUCUAAAGAAGGAAUACGAAAUCCUCCAGGCCAAACAGUUGGAAAGCCAGAGCAAAUACUAUGAGGGACGACUCGUCCAGAUUGUGGAGGAGCAAGAAUAUGAAAUAGCCUCCGCGAUUGAGAGGCAAGCGUCGGCUCGGCUGCACAAGCUCCAGCUGAGGCUGGAUAAAGCGGAAAAGGAGAAGAACUUCCUUACUCAGCUGAACCAGUGCCUCGCUGAUAACCAAAAGAAAUGGGAGAACAAGUGCCAUGACUUGGAGGAAAGGGGAUCGGCAACAUUGAAACUUAAGGAUCAAAGAAUUGCAGAGCUUGAGGAACAGAUGCAAAGCCUGAUAAAGCAAUUGGAGUAGCAUGCUUUGUUAAUCAAUGUAUAAACGUUCCAAGGAUUAAGAUAAUAGUAGAUUCGUGCUAUUAUCUUUAAACAUGACCUAGACUAAGUUUAUCUACAAAAA